AGUUUUUUCAGAGGUAUUUCCGUUGGGGAUAUGGAAGGAAUUGCGGUAAUAAAACUAGCAAGACUACAUGAACAUCUUGAAGAAGAAGAUGAUGCUUCCAAAUAUUACCUACGUUACAUUGAACAGGCUGAAACUAUAGGAGUGAUUUCUGUUGAGGAUCUUUGUAUUGCUUAUAAAUUUAUGGCAAGAUUUUACCUAAAAAGAAAAAAGCUUGAAGAUGCAGAGACAUAUGCACACAAGUGCUGUGAAUAUAAUGAGAGUCGUGAGGAGGGUAAAAGUCUUAUGAGGGAGAUAUCCCUUGCAAGGAGCAGAGGAGAGGGACAGGUUGACACUUCAGAGAUUUUUACACAUGAUGAUAGUCAGUUACAAGAUAUAAUGUCAACAUCAGCUGUUAAUCCUGUGUCACCAAUGAACUUGAAUUUCAAUACUCCUUGAGUGUCAGUACUUCUCAGAAAUGGCUUUUAAUCAAAUCAAAAUUGUGCUGGCGGGACGUGGUCCUUCUGCGCAGUCCAUCCUUUAGGGGGACUGAAAGGUACAAAGAAAAGUGUGAGUGAUAUAAGGAAUGGUUUAGUUGCCUUGGGAAUAAAUUUGCCAACUGUAAAACUGCACACCUCUGUAUAAUAUAUAUGGUCURUCUGUCCAUAGUCAAUUAUGGUAUAAAAAUAAGAAAAGACAAGUCAAGAUAAUAUUUUGAAGCUGGCGUUGAUUAAUUAGUUGUAAUUCUUUUUAACCAGGAUAGUUUAGAGAAUAGGAUGAUAUAUUGUGUAAUAAAAUUGAAGAAAAAUUAUAGAAUUUCCCUGAAAGUACARUGGAAGCACUCGAUUUAUGAAUAUUCUAUGCAAUAACUUUUUUUGCUUGAAAUCCUGUAUGGGUCAUUGCUUUUUUUAUUAUUAUUUAUUCUAUAUUUGUGAACACGGGUUUCCUCUGUUAUCUUGUGACCAUGGGAGACUGGUAAAGUGAAAGCUUGUUUUUAACGGUCAGCGGCUGAUCGCAGGGGAAAACCCGGACGAGAAUCGACUGACUAGAAGGUGUUCCGAGGCCGCUCGGUAUUCGAGAAAAAAAUCAUAUCUCCAUGUAUAAACGACAAAARCAAAGUACGCGAGAGUCAAUCAAAUYUUGUGUAAUURCCAGUUGUAAUAAAGCRGGGUGCAUUCCAUGCAA
Exaiptasia diaphana is the source of this 1161-nucleotide messenger RNA. Its product is annotated as cell division cycle protein 23 homolog. The annotation marks the transcript as partial. The transcript has 3 exons. The record is from RefSeq and is a predicted model, not a curated record. Gene Ontology annotation, molecular function: protein binding. NCBI's taxonomy places the organism in Eukaryota, Metazoa, Cnidaria, Anthozoa, Actiniaria, Aiptasiidae.